Messenger RNA from Rhinichthys klamathensis goyatoka, 2540 nucleotides. Its product is annotated as GRIN2-like protein. Gene Ontology annotation, cellular component: plasma membrane. The transcript has 2 exons. Bases 82 to 1689 code for a protein of 535 amino acids. The record is from RefSeq and is a predicted model, not a curated record. Gene Ontology annotation, biological process: neuron projection development. Lineage: Eukaryota; Metazoa; Chordata; Actinopteri; Cypriniformes; Leuciscidae.
CCCCCUCCAUUGGGCAUACAGUGCUUCUUGGCUACCCACCAUUUCUGUCUGUGUGUCUUUGCACCUCCUCCCCCCUCCACCAUGGAUUUCCUCUCAGAGAGGGAGUGUGUGGUGUGUAAUCAGCUGACAACAACUGAUAAUCCAGCAACACACCCACUCUGUCCUGUUCACUUACAGCGGAGCGAGAGAGCACAAGUGGAGGAGAGAAAAGAAGUGAAGGAGGCGGAAGCUGUCUGGACUGAGGGGAAGGAGACUAGAGGAGGAAGUGGGAGUAGAUAUUUCACUAUGGAGGAAGGACAACGACCUACAUCUGAGAUCUACCUCCCAAGCAUCAGCCUUGCAUCUGUUGAUGCCGAAGCAGUGGAGGACCAUGAGCUGCCAACCAUUUCUUUAUCCAAAAGCUCAAUAGAAAUGGUGAGUGGACCUCCUCAACGAAUGGAGCUGGCAUGGUAUCGUCAGAAUUUGCGCAAGAGUGUCAGCAGUUCAGCAUGCAGUCAAAGGCCUAUCAGUCUUGGUGGACCAGCGGCUGGAGUUCCUGUGAACGUUUGUGACCAUGAACAGGGGAGCUUGCGCAGUGGCAACAGCACCCCUGAGACUGUAAUCUGGCAUGGAGGAACUGCAAGAUCCUGGAGCUUCAUGGAGGACUCCCCCAGAAGGACUCCAACGCAGGAUCUAUUCCUGGGGCAAAAUCAGGUCCAUAGUGGUGUGAAUUGUGUUCCACACUCGCCAUCCACAAAUAGAGAUUUAAGGAUGAAGGGUCUGGUUUGCAGGGAGGGAUGUUGUCGAUGUUAUGGACCUGCAGAGAACCUGACCGGAUGCAGCUGUUGCAGAGUGGCUUGCAGAAUGAGUUCUUCAGGUCUGAGCAACAGCUUCACACCACAGGGAGUGAAUACAAAAGACCAUGCUCAGAGCAACUGUGAAGGCCAUCAUUUAACUGCAUGCCAUAGAUCUACCUGUUCUGGUCACAUGAUGAACACUGCCUGUUUGAGAAAUGCUUGCAGUGUUGUUCCGUGCCCUGGACAUUUGAUAUCUCGGCCACCUUGUGCAGGAAACCCCUGUGCAGGACAAAGAUCACUUCUUCAUUCAGGCUUGCUUGGUUUUCCACCACUUGUGUCAUCUGUCAGCGAGACCAGACUUGACAGCCGGAGUACAGGCCAUUGCUGUGGAUCCGAGUUAAGGGGGCAGAACUCCUCCUGCCUUAGACUAGACCGGACAGGUCAGACUAGUCUUAACAGGACAGUCAAAGAUGCCACGACCAUGACAUCUGACCAUGAGAUCAGAGAUAUUGGUGUGCAGACCAUGUCUGAUUCCCUUGUUUCCCCUCUUUCUCACAUGUUUCCUGAAAUUAGUUUGAGAGCGGAUUCUACCUCGGAUGCACCUUUGACAAUAGAGCACAUGGGUCAUAGGACCCCUGUAAAGGAGGUGGAAUGGGAUGCUGAGGGUAUGACCUGGGAGGUGUAUGGUGCAGCUGUGGACCCUGAAGAGCUUGGCCUGGCAAUCCAAAGGCAUCUGGAAAUUCAGAUCAAAGAGACUGCAGCCGCUGCAGCUGUGGCUGCUCAAAUGGAAGACUCCACGGACAAUACCAGCAGCCUGGCACUGCAGCCCACGCGACGAAAGAAGAGUGAAGGCGUUAUAAAAACACUGCGAAGUUCUGCAUGUUGCACUAACCCCAGUACUGUUGGAGACUAAAGCAACGAGUGCAGGGCCCGAGCUUGCCUUAUCGGUAUGUGGGUGCCUUGGUUAGGCGUAAGGUAUAGAAACGGUACAACUUUUGCUGCAAGGUGGAAAUGGAUUGAAAAUGGCUAAUGUCCUUCAAAUAAUAUAUCUAAAUAUUCCAAAGCCUUGUCUGCUUAGCUAUCAAAGCCCCACUAUUGGAUCAGUAAAGUGGUAAUGUUCAGAGAAACACUAAAAGCUCAUGUUGCACAGAACUACCGUUUAAAGUUUACAGAUAACGGUGUGUUUCCAACUAUCUUCACACAUGGCCUUGUCCCUUUCUUGACCUUCAAUGUAUCUUUUGGAUGCCCUUUUUUGGCGGAAAAUACCAAAAUUAUGAUCUUGGUGAGCACUGAGUAUUAGCAACUUUGAAACCGCUAAUUAUUGGCUAAAUGUGUCUGUUGUGCUUGUUGGGUUUUGAAAAAAAGCAAAAAGCAGGUUAAUGAGCAUCAGCUAGGGCUAUACGUUAAAGUUAAUGGAGCUCUCGGACACCCUGAAAGGCUUCCUGGAGCAAGAUCCGAAGGCUAGUUCUAUAGUCUAUGAUUAAGAUGGAUUUAGAUCUCUUCGUUUUCUGAUCUCACAGAUUCAUGGUAUUAAACCGUUUGUAGUCAAAUACAAGCUACAGCUCUCGCUCUCUUUUUUGUUGUUGUUGUCUUUUGUCUUGAUGUAAAUGGUGAUUGGUAAUGUUUUGGUCUUGUGGGUUAGAGUGGGCUCUAGGCCAGAAUCAAUGCCCAGUGCUAAAAAUAUGAAAGGUAGAGUAGACAAUUACAGAGAGGCUAGCAAUAGCAAGCUACUGUAGCUCUGAAAGCAUAAUAUCCCACCCUCUC